This is a messenger RNA of Fusarium odoratissimum NRRL 54006, 1744 nucleotides long. RefSeq lists its product as uncharacterized. The record is from RefSeq and is a predicted model, not a curated record. The transcript has 2 exons. Bases 528 to 1622 code for a protein of 364 amino acids. Lineage: Eukaryota; Fungi; Ascomycota; Sordariomycetes; Hypocreales; Nectriaceae.
UAAAUCACGUUGCAUAGUUUAUGAUCUUUAGGAUGAGUCUUAGGUAAAUUAUUAAAAUCUUUGAGCAGGUGGUGGCGGCCCGGCCAAGCGAUUGUGGCUCUGAUGCCGCUUGGAGGGGCUCCUCGAUUUGGUGACGCCUAGCAACACCAACAGAGCCGCAACUGGGGCACAAGAAGCCCACUCGAGCACAUCAGAGAAUCCCGCUUGAGUGCAAAAUGCAACCGAAUUCGAGGCAUCAAAGGAAAUUCCAUCACAGGAAACCUCUGGCUUUUUCAUUUUUUGAGUGAAAAAUACCACAACUUUUUGACUCGGCCACACAUCAGGUAACCUCUCCCUCUGCUCUCUUCAUCUACUUCUUUGUUAGAGACUUGGAUGAUAUCCUCUUAUCUCCUCCUCAACUUUUCUACCCUUUUCUUUUCACUCGUAAAAUGCUUCGCCGCCUUUAGGAUUCUCGAUCCAUCAACAGGUCGCAUUGAAUCACUCAUGCCCUCCUGGCUUUAAGUCACCUAUCCAACACCAACAUCACCAUGACCGUGUCUCCUAGAUCAGAGUCAGUCACUGACAAUGCGACUGAUCAUGUCGAGACACCCCCUGCAAAGAAAGCCAAGUACAGAAAUCCAGGGAUCCCCAAAGAUGACACCAAGGCUAUUCGUGAGAGACAGGAAGCCGCCAUCGCUGAAAUUCAUCCCGACACCAAGAACCAUCCCGUCCUGUAUAGAGGCGUCGUUCAGCAGAUUGAGAAGAACAAUCUUCGAAAGGGUUGGGCAAAUACUCAGCUCUAUAGUACCUUCCAGCACUGGAGCAGAGUCUCUGCCUUGAGUGCUCGACCUGAGCUGGAGUGGUUACUUGCUGUACUGGCAGUGCAUGCAUCCUUCGAGCCAAUUAAUCUCAAGUUCAUGGACGAGGUUAAAAGGCGCGGCCUUAAGGAAUGGGCAGAGGAACAGCUCAAGAAACAAGAUCCCCUUUCUUCAACUCCCAUUCCAGCUGAGCCAAAGACACCUCAGCAAGCUCCUCGAAUCAAGACUGAGCCUGGAAGCGUUUCUCAAAGAUUGCAAGAGGCUCCUGGAGGAGCAAGGCCUGGGCAGGGAAACAGUAACGUUUUUCCAUCGAUUGAGACUGGUAUCGGCGGUACCCUGAAACGAACUGCUCCCGUAGACCCAGCUCAGCCUGCGAACAAACGAGCAAACAUGCAUGUGGACCAGGCAUAUGUCACCGCUGAGAUCAACAGACUCGCAGAACUUCACGCCUCACAGCAACGAACCGUCCUCCGAGACCAAGGAACGCAGACAGACAGCGAAAUUCCUCUCCAGACGAUCCUUGCAUCAAUGGAAGAAGCUAUGGGAGCCAUGAAAGAACAGUCCGAGGGGCUCAAGGAACAAGUUCGGCUGCUUCAAGAACACAACAUGUCACUCCUGGAACACGAUCGAGCGCUUGCCGACGUCUCCGGAAGAGUUCGUGGUGUCAAUCAGCUCAGACACGCCAGCAACAUUCACCAUCAGCAGAUCCAACCUCAGGCUGCUGAGAUCGUUCCGCUGCAGCCGAUGAAUCGUCAACCGCCCACAUACUACUACGAAUUCCCUCGCGAGUCCAGCAACAAUGGGCAGAUCUUUAGAUUUGGAUAGGUUGAUCAAUACGAGACGAGGGAGGAAGGGGAUUCAUCAAGAAUGGAGUUGGGGUAUGGGAAAACUUAACAGGAUGGGAAGAACACUUGCUUUUGGAGUUUAAGGCCUCAGAUUCCGAUGGA